Messenger RNA from Colletotrichum gloeosporioides, 1539 nucleotides. RefSeq names its product Cytochrome P450 monooxygenase sdnE. Bases 1 to 1539 code for a protein of 512 amino acids. The transcript is spliced from 7 exons. The record is from RefSeq and is a predicted model, not a curated record. Gene Ontology annotation, molecular function: oxidoreductase activity, acting on paired donors, with incorporation or reduction of molecular oxygen; heme binding; monooxygenase activity. Lineage: Eukaryota; Fungi; Ascomycota; Sordariomycetes; Glomerellales; Glomerellaceae.
AUGUCUUUCGAUAAUUUUACCACAUGGCAGCCGCAUUUUAACGAUUCGGUUCUCUCAAAUCGAAUCACCUUCAGCGUGUCCGCUGCUGUGCUCGUCUUCGUUCUUUUUACCUACCUUCGAGGGCUUUACCGCGUUUACCUGCAUCCUCUGAGCAACUUCCCUGGACCGAGAGAAGCGGCCAAAUCGCACACUUGGCUGUAUCAACAAACCCAGAAGGAGUACCCUGAAGAUAUUUAUGAGCAAAUUCAUCAUAGAUAUGACGCCAAAGCCAUCAGAAUCGCGCCAAAUGAGCUUCACAUUACCGAUACGAACCUUUACAAGGUUAUCUACAGACAAUCUAACCCUUUCCCCAAGAAUGAGCCUUUCUACUUGGCAUUCAAUGCGCCUUCUCCCACGGUGUUCACUGAGAUGGACGAGGCUAAACACAAGGAACGGCGACGUAUGUUGAACCCCAUGUUCUCGCGUGCAGGUGUCCUCAAGCUGGAGGGUCUUAUUCGUGAGCGAUUGGCACUUUGGGAGAUCAAGAUUGAAAGACUUCGUGAGAAGCAGAACAUUGACUUCUAUGAUGCGUUUCGACUUUUGACUACCAACAUCAUUAUGGAGUUUUGUUUCGCCGAUAGUCGCGGUAUGCUGGAAGAGCAGCCCAACAGUUUCCGAUCACAAUUCCUCACAGCUUUCAGCGUUGGUGCCCAGGCUGUGAAGACCUUGCAGCAGUAUCCCUUGUUGCGCAUAGUCAGCAACGCGAUUCCAGUGGGAUUAUUGAAAGUCAUCUCUCCUGAACUGGGCAGUCUCUUUCAGUUGACUGAUUACGCGGAGCAGUGUGUGGACCGCUGGCGCAAGUCUGAUGGCUCAAAAGCGGCUGUCAAUCAUCCCAUCGUUCUCGAAAAUCUGACAUCGCUGUCGGAUGUUGCAUUGGUGGGCGAAUCUCUUGAUCUUUUGGUGGCCGGGUCUGACACGAGCGCCACGUCCGUGACCACCGCUCUUUUCGAGAUUCUUCGUAAUCCCGCCAUAGAGAAGACACUGGUCGAAGAACUUGACGCUGCUAUUCCCGACAAGAAUGAUUUGCCCCCGCUCCAGACUUUGGAAAAGAUCGAGUAUUUGACCGCUUGCGUUAAAGAAGGCAUUCGUCUUGCUUCAGCAGUGCCUUCUAGGCUUCCGCGCAUCGUACCUCAUAACUUGUCGGAACCUCUCGUUGUAGACGGAAAGAUUGUUCCUCCUGGCACCAUCGUGUCCAUGUCAGCGCAUACUAUGCAUUCAAGUGUUGAUCUUUGGGGCCCCGAUGCUCGAUGCUUCAACCCCGAUCGCUGGUUGGGCCCCGGAGCAAAGGGCCUGGAUCAGUAUCAGGUUGCUUUCAGCAAGGGUGCAAGAAUGUGCAUUGGCCAAAACCUGGUGCCCGUUGAGUUGACGCUUAUUCUCGCUUCCAUCCUUCGAAAGUACAAGAUCACCUUUCCUUCUGGAUUCUUGCCUCCCAGACGAGUCGACAACUUCACUGUAGAGUUGGAGGGAGGUCUUCCUCUUCAGGUGUCACCACGAGCCUGA